AUGCUCGAAGCUGUGAAAAAUUACAGCCUCUUCCACGACCUGAAUGGCCGACUCAUGCUCAUCGGGGCUGUGUCCUCGCUCGGUGCCAUGGGCUUCGGCUUCGACAAUGGCUGGUGGGGAGGAGCCUUGGGCCUUUCGGAGUUCCAGCGAAAGUAUGGAGAAUGGGAUGAGGACUUGGGCCAGUACAGUAUCCCAUCACACAAGACAUCGGUGGGAACAGGGACGGGGUCGGCUGGUAUCAUUCUCGGGUGCAUCAUCGCUCCGUUCGUGACUACCACGCUUGGGCGUCGCAAUGCGUUUCUUGUGAUGUCCGCAUUAAUGUCGGUCGGUAUUACACUGGAAGCAUCAGCAGUGACCUCCUUCUGGCAGCUGGUUGUUGGCCGCAUUAUUGUGUAUUCUGGGAUUGGAUUGGCGUCGAACUGUGUCCCCUUGUAUCUGUCUGAAUGCUCUCCUCCACGGAUCAGAGGUGCAUUUCUCGCUCUCUACAGUUUCUUUAACUCGCUGGGUGUAUUUCUCGCGUCGAUUGUUGUCUAUUUGUCUCGUAACCGGCAAGACAAGUGGCAGUACCUGAUUGUGAUUCUGUGUCAAUUGAUGGUUCCUGUCGGAUAUGUAACCUUCUUUGCGUUCCUACCUGAAUCUCCAAGAUACCUCGUCUACCGCGGCCGAUACGAUGAAGCUGAAGCCGUCCUUCGCUCGCUGUCAAACCACCCAGAGACAAUCCCACAAGAAGUCGAGCUGCUCAAGGUGCAAGACCUUGAACAACGCGAACUUCACCGCGCGACGUCUAUAUGGGAUUGUUUCCAGGGUACGAAUCUCCGCCGCACGAUUAUCGCCAUGGGCGUUCAGAUCCUGCAGCAGGCGCAGGGUGUCUCGUUUAUCCAGAACUUCGUGGUCACCUUUAUGGAGCAGCUGGGAUUCCCUGACCCACUGCGGAGUAAUCUCCUGGUGACAGGGUGCAGUUUCGCCGUGCACAUUAUUACUUUUCUUACUUUUGAUAAGAUUGGCCGAAGACCGUCAUUGUUCCUGGGAUCUAUCCUCCUCGCUGGGACGAUGCUGGGGACUGGGGUGGCGACGAGUACAGGGACUGCUGGCAACUAUUCAUCCACCGCAGCCGAGGCAUCUGUUGCGCUUCUUAUUCUCUGGUACUGCAUCUACGGCUUUACCUGGGGCCCUGGAUGCUGGGUCGUGGCUGGCGAGGUUGGAACUGGCCAGCUGCGAGAGCGGACGCUGUUUCUGGCUUCGAUGGGUAGUUUUGUGACUUCAGUGCCUAUCAACUUUGUCAACCCGUAUGUCCAGGCCGAUCUAGGUGGCGCCGUUACCUUCAUCUAUGGGGGCUUCUCGGUGGUCGCCGCCGCCUGGGUGUGGCUCAUGCUUCCUGAGACGAAAGAUCGGUCGCUGGAGGAGUUGGACGACAUGUUCCAAGCGCGGAUACCAACCAGGGAGUUUAAGCAUCAUGUCUGCACGGGAUUGGGCGCUGCAAUUACCGGGCUGGAUCGAGUCGAUGGUAAGGUUUCUGCAGAAUGGGUGGAAGACGCGAGGUGA
Molecule: messenger RNA, 1542 nt
Organism: Aspergillus versicolor CBS 583.65
Lineage: Eukaryota; Fungi; Ascomycota; Eurotiomycetes; Eurotiales; Aspergillaceae
Exons: 3
Coding region: 1-1542 (513 amino acids)
Biological process (GO): transmembrane transport; carbohydrate transport
Cellular component (GO): membrane
Molecular function (GO): carbohydrate:proton symporter activity
Source: RefSeq, a predicted model, not a curated record